AUGCCUUGUUUAUAUAUCUGUGGUGAAUGUGGUGCUGAGCACGAAAUCAAACCAAAAGAACCAGUAAAAUGCAAAGAUUGCACUCAUCGUAUUAUGUACAAAAAGAGAACCGAUAAAAUGAUUCAAUUCGAAGCAAGAUAA
This is a messenger RNA of Dictyostelium discoideum AX4, 141 nucleotides long. It is a transcript of the gene rpb12, whose product is annotated as RNA polymerase, 7 kDa subunit. NCBI's taxonomy places the organism in Eukaryota, Evosea, Eumycetozoa, Dictyosteliales, Dictyosteliaceae. The transcript has 3 exons. The coding region runs from base 1 to 141 and encodes 46 amino acids. The record is from RefSeq and is a predicted model, not a curated record.